Messenger RNA from Morchella importuna, 1287 nucleotides. RefSeq lists its product as uncharacterized. The record is from RefSeq and is a predicted model, not a curated record. Gene Ontology annotation, biological process: lipid metabolic process. Bases 1 to 1287 code for a protein of 428 amino acids. Lineage: Eukaryota; Fungi; Ascomycota; Pezizomycetes; Pezizales; Morchellaceae. The transcript has a single exon.
AUGUUUCCCAUCACCCGUGGCGCUACACGUCAAGUCGUAUCCUUGAGUUACGGUGGUGCCGCCGUAACGAAAGGUGCUGUUGAUACCGUUGUAAAUGAUCCCUUAGCCCAGGAAAUCGCUGCACAAACACUUGCACAGUUCCUCCCGCCCCACAUAGGAGAUUCCAUCCUCGAAAUCGCAAAUAUUGUUUACCAAGAGUUUUCUGGGGAACUCAUGUUCGUUGAUGUCAAUAUCGCUCUGUCAGUUAUCGCCAUCAUGCAAGGGCUGAGCAAAAAGCCGGUAUACGACACACGGAAAUUCUCUCGUGUUGAGGACAGUCCUAUCGCGAAACGCUUCGCGCAUUACAUGAAGUAUGCCGAUGCUGCCUACGGGACAAUCAACCCCCUCAAGACGGACGAGGAAUUCAUAGCGGACUAUACGGGUAUCCCGCGGUAUAAGGUACAGCCAUACGUCAACAAGAACGCAGUUCGCGGGAAAGCAAUGCUUGAACACUUUGUGGCUGUGGAUGACCGUGAGAAGUCAGUGAUUGUGGCAUUGAAGGGGACCGGAACUUUGGAGGCCGCGCUGAAGGAUGUUCGAUUCCUUUACACCGAGAUUGACCUGUGGGGUCAAAGCUUCCAGGUCCAUGGGGGGAUGUGGGAGGCUGCGCAAGGGCUAGUUCAGUUUCCAUUACUGAUUUCUCAAGUGACGGAGGCACUGGUGGCGAACCCAGAGUACGGGUUGGUGGUGCUGGGGCACUCCCUUGGAGGGGGAGUCGCUGGUCUUGUGGCUCCCCUCCUCGCAGAGCCAGGCCCUGAUGGUAGUUUCCUGACCAAUGGGAAAACAGUCCCUGGAAGGAAGAUCGAGUGUUACGGCUUAGAACCCGCGGCCUCCCUUGACGAGCAACUGCGACAGAAGACAAAGACCAUGACUUACUCCCUUGUCAACAAGAACGAUAUCGUUCCAGCUCUUAGUUACGGAGUGCUCCAAGAUUUCAAGGCAUUUGCAUUGUACCUGAAGCACAACACCUUAUACCUGGGGUCUAUUAUCGAUGGUCUUUCAAUGAACAGGGUGGAUCCCGACACCUACAUGGCGAAGUUUCGUUCCAUUGCGACGCACAAAAAACUUGUUCCUCCUGGAAGGGUUUGGGUGAUAGAUACUACAGAUAAUGGAACGCUCGAAAUUGCAGAGUGUUUGAAUGCGAACCAGAGGUUUGGAGAGGCACGCUUCAUUCUUGGGAUGGUGCAGGACCACAUUUUAUUUAAUUGUUUCACCAGCAUGGAUGCUUUAAAGCAUUUGUUCGAAUAA